Molecule: messenger RNA, 828 nt
Organism: Trypanosoma rangeli
Lineage: Eukaryota; Euglenozoa; Kinetoplastea; Trypanosomatida; Trypanosomatidae
Exons: 1
Coding region: 1-828 (275 amino acids)
Molecular function (GO): metal ion binding
Source: RefSeq, a predicted model, not a curated record
AUGCAAAAGACGGCUCCGAUUGUUGACUUGGAGACUUUUCUUCGUGACUCGUUUCCGUCACACAGUAACUUAUUCACAACGGAGGAUGUCGUCCGUGCGCUUGCCGAUUACACGGGAACAUUGCACUGGGAGGCAUCUCUGGCGGUGGACCUGCGUCAGUCACACCAUACCUUGCAGCAGGUGCAAACCUACGCGACAAAAAUAAUGAUGGAAAAGAGAGAAAUUAGUCAAGAAAUAUCCCGCACGAUGGCGAUGCUGCAGACAAAUGAAGACGUAUUCGAAGACAAAGAAGCCAUGUGGCAAAGUGGAGAAGAUUCAACUCCUUUGCCUGUCAAACCGUGCGUGCAAAAAAUGAAAAAGAUAUGCAAACAAUUUCGAGAAAGUGGGACGUGCAAGUUUGGUUCACGGUGUCUCUAUCACCACUCAGCUCCGUUGCAGGGGCAUGCAGCGGAAUCCAACGCGACGAAGGCAUCAGUCGGCCAUUCGUUGGGUAUUAUGGGCCGGUGCGUGGAAAAGUUGCAGGAUUUAAAAGUCUCUAGUGAGGCAUUCGAUUUGCAUUCAAAGAGAAGGAAGCCUGCGGUGCUGGCCGCCCUGCCAUCAUCUACCAACAAUUACUGUUCGUCGCCACUAACCCCACCCAAUGCUACUCUGAAGGUCACGACGGAGAUGCCACAGGAUCCCUCAAAUCCAUUUAAUUAUACUGCGUGCUCAACGUUUACGGCUGUGGGCAGUGUUGUUAUGGUCCCACUUUCGUUGCCUAAUGGAACGAUAUACGGAUACGCUCCCCUUUCGCUCCAGAUGCCAGUUGUUCAAUACCCCAAUCAAUAA